ACAAAGUAGCUUCUGCCGGACCGUUCGCUGACUCUGUUCGAGAUCUCGUCGGAUCGUUGGCCGCUUCUUUUCGGUUUGAAACCCUCGAUGAGUCUGCUUCUUUGCUCUGUUUGUUUUCGUGUUCUUCAUAUUUGAUCUGGGAAAGAAGAAAUUGUGGAAUUCGUUGGAGUUGGAGGCUUUGAGUUGAGGAAGAUUAUAUACUACUCCAGUCUCCAGUAGUAACUCUAUCUCCAUUGUUGAAGAAGCCCUAGUCAAGAGAUGGAUGGAAGAAAAUUAGUUGUGAUUCAAUCUUUUUGUUGGGGCUUUAUGUUUAUCUUCUUUAUGUACAUGUAUGUAGCGUGGCAAAGGAGAAAUGAAAGAGGUGUUAGGAAUAGAAUAACUAGGAAUACCGAAUUGCGUACAUCUUUUAUAGAUAGUUUGUUGGACAAUGAUGUCACUUGUAUUAGUCAAUUGAGGAUGGAUAGGAGAACAUUUGUUAUUUUAUGUCGGUUAUUACGCUAGGAUGGAUAUGUGAAAAGAGAUGGUACUGUUAUAUUGGAAGAGCAAGUGUGCAUAUUUUUGCACAUAAUUGCUCAUCAUACAAAAAACCGUACAAUUAUCAGUCGAUUCUAUAGAUCAGGGGAGACAAUUAGUAGAUAUUUCAAUUCAUUAUUGAAUGGGGUGUUGCACUUACAUUCCAUUUUGUUGAGGCAUCCUGAACCUGUGUCGGAUAAUUGCUCGGAUGAUAGAUGGAAAAUGUUUAAGAAUUGUUUGGGAGCAUUAAAUAGAACUUAUAUUAAGGUGAAAGUACCUGAAAUCGAUAAGCCAAGAUAUCGAAUAAGAAAGGGUGAGAUAGCAACAAAUGUCUUAGGUGUAUGUAACCCGAAUAUGGAAUUUAUAUUUGUAUUACCGGGUUGGGAAGGCUCCGCUUCAGAUUCCAGAGUACUUCGAGAUGCAAUAAGUAGGCCAAAUGGAAUAAAAAUACCAACCGGUUGUUAUUACUUAGUGAAUGCUGGUUACACAAAUGGUGAAGGAUUUCUUGCACCAUAUAGGGGAACAAGACAUCACCUUUCCGAAUGGAGAGAUGGUUGUGCACCCAUAAAUCAUCAAGAGUAUUUCAACAUGAAGCAUGCAUCAGCUAGGAAUAUCAUAGAAAGAUACUUUGGGGUUCUUAAAAUGCGAUGGGCAAUUUUAAGAAGUCUAUCUUUCUACCCAAUUGCAACACAAAUCAAAACCAUUACUACAUGUUGUCUGAUACAUAAUCUGAUUAGAAGAGAAAUGACACUUGAUCCUGGAGAAGUUGAAUAUGAUAGGAUGGAAAAUGUGGACAUUAAUGAAGAGGAUGACAUUAUAGGAUCAAUUGCUUCCUCGGAUCGAUGGACGAAUUGGAGAGAUGAGUUAGCUAAGCAAAUGUUUGCAAUGGAAGCUGGAGGUAGCAGUAACGAUAAUAGGGGGGAUGAAUCUAGGCGUACAUGGAGUAGAGGUGAGAAAGAAGCUUUGCUGGUUCUUUUAGAUGAAGCUGUAGCUAGUGGGCAACGUUGUGACAUGGGAGCAUUUAAACCUGGUACACUUAAUAUGAUUGAGCGGCAACUGGCUGAAAUGUGUCCUAACUCGGGAUUACGAGCAACUCCACAUAUUGAAUCGAAGCUAAAAAAGUGGAAAAAGCAAUAUGGUAUCAUAUACGACAUGCUGAACAAAAGUGGAUUUGGAUGGAAUGACACUCUUAAAUGUGUGGAGGUUGACAGUGACGAUGCUUGGAAAGCAUAUAUGCAGAGUAAUCCAAGUGCAAAAAGUUGGAGAGAUAAACCUUUUUCGAUAUAUGAGAGGCUUGCUAAUAUUUUUGGGAAGGAUCGGGCAACAGGACAUGGAGCACAAACUCCAAUUGAUUUAGUUAAUGAUAUAAAUAUGGAGCCUGACAAUGACCAAUUUGAUGAUGUGGGUUCUCCAAUGUCUAUGAAUCAACCACAUAGUCAACUGCCCACACAAUCCCAAUUAAGAGGUAAGAGGAAAGCUAAAUCGAAGGAUGUUGACAUCGUUAGCGGGUUAAACAAUAUAGCAGAUAAGUUUAUUGAUAAAUUGGCUACACAGUUAGACAAGUUGGAGAAGUCUGAUAUCAACUAUCCACAAUACUUAGCUAUGGAGCUUGACAGGUUAGGAUUCCCUAUUACUGACAAUCUCAAAAUCUCUAAGGCAAUGAGAUCGGAUCCAUCGAACGUUGAGGUUUUCAAGAUUAUUAAAACUGAUGCGCAGAAGAUUGAAUUUGCUUGUGGAUUUUUGGAUAACUAAAUUAGUAUUGUUGUGGAUUAUAUAUCUAUGGAUAUGUAUGAGAGGAUGACAACUAUGAACAUUUGGAAUUGAAACUUAUGGACAUAUAUUGUAACGUAUUGAAUGUUGGUUUCUAAUUAUGCAUGUACGGAUAAUUUUAUUAUUA
Messenger RNA from Ziziphus jujuba (common jujube), 2410 nucleotides. RefSeq lists its product as uncharacterized. Lineage: Eukaryota; Viridiplantae; Streptophyta; Magnoliopsida; Rosales; Rhamnaceae. Bases 736 to 2265 code for a protein of 509 amino acids. The record is from RefSeq and is a predicted model, not a curated record. The transcript is spliced from 7 exons.